AUGGAUUUCUUUUAUUUUGUUUUUUAUAAUUUAGGUUUUAACUUAGAUAUCAAAGGUAAAUUAGAUACUUAAUAUAGUAAAAAACGAAUUUUAAUGCUAUUCAAGAUGUAAAUUUUAUUUACAACUAAACCAAUUCAAUAAAAAAAAUAUAUUAAAUGCAAUAAUCAGUAACUUUAUUGGCGACUCUCACAAAAAUUCAUCAUCAUUAAGCAAGUAAGGAUGUUAAAAAUCCACAUUUUGAAUGUUCAUAGAAUGGCUGCUUUACUAAUUUUUAUGUUCAGAAAGGUCUUCUUUUCUAAUCUAGUGAAACAAAAGGAGAAUGUGGAACAAAAAAAGGAUAACAUUAAGUAUAUUGUUGUAGAUAAUGUUACUUAAGGAAAUUCAUGUGAUUUUAUUAUAGUAUAUUAACUUCAAAAAUUAUUAUUUUACAAGAUGGUAUUUAUAUUUAUUUAUUGCUACUAUGAUAAUCUUAUACAAAAUCAUAUUUAUAUUCAUAUUUUAUGA
This is a messenger RNA of Paramecium primaurelia, 504 nucleotides long. The record is from the annotation of a GenBank genome assembly. Lineage: Eukaryota; Ciliophora; Oligohymenophorea; Peniculida; Parameciidae.